Molecule: messenger RNA, 1473 nt
Organism: Paramacrobiotus metropolitanus
Lineage: Eukaryota; Metazoa; Tardigrada; Eutardigrada; Parachela; Macrobiotidae
Exons: 4
Coding region: 51-1421 (456 amino acids)
Biological process (GO): sensory perception of taste
Cellular component (GO): membrane
Source: RefSeq, a predicted model, not a curated record
UUGCGUCUCUCAUUCCAUCCGUUUGAACGAACAACCUUUUGCGGGAAUACAUGAUGGAGAUAGUAAGAAAACUGCUGGAUAAACAUUCCCUUACAGAAUGCGAUUAUCCAAUUAUUCCCGAAUUAUUCCUGCAUUUUCUCCGCGUUUUCGGCUUAUUUCCGAGGAAAACGCAGCACGAUGCUGACCAUUGUGUAAAACGUUUGGUAAUCCGCUACAAAUGGCAUAUCUGGUCGAUACUCCUCGGCACCGGUUUGACGGCUAUAACAAUACUGCAAAUUGUCCAGUACUGCCGGAAAUUCGCCGAUCCCUUACACGAUCUGGAAUUCUUCACCCUGAUCGCCUUCGCCUAUCGCCUGGUGAUUAUGUCGCAAGCCGGUUUCGCUAUUGUCGCCAUGCUGCUGGUUAACUGCCGCCUCACUGCGCUGAUUCGUCGUUCCGAUGCUUUUAUGAAGGUGCACCUAUCAAAACAACAUUUAUCGCGAUUACGCCGCUUCUCCAUCGCGGUCAUUCUGUGGACGCUGUUAUCCGUGGUAACCGGCAUCAUUACCAAGAGUAUCCGUACUGCCGCGAUAGCCGAAACCCAAUCCACGGACUGGCACACAAAACUCGGGUAUUUCAUGAAUUUCUUCCACCUACCACGCUUUCUCCACGUGGGCGUAUAUGCUUUCGGGGCGCUAAUGAACAGCUCUGGAGAAUAUUUUCCCUCGGUUCUCUUAAUGAUCUUAUCACUGCACUACGGCGCCGUGUUCGAUCAACUGGCGCAGCGGUUAGCGGAGGUCGAAAAGGUCACGGCUGACAGUCUCAAGGAGACGUUUCGGACGUACGCGACCACGGUGAAAUUGGUGGAGAUCGCCGGGCGCCUGUUCGGGCCGCUUCUGCUGAUGGUGUGCUUUCGCGAUAUGAUGACGUGGGCGGCGCUGAGUGGGACGCUGCUGCAGGUGGAGAAACGGAAUUACUCCCUCAGCGCAGGAAAUUUAACGGUGAGGGCCGCUGGGAAUGGACCGGGUCAUGGGCGCAAUCUGGAGGUGAUUGUUAUGGUUGUGGCGAUAGGAGCGAUGGUUAAUGGGCUUUUGCGGAUACUCAUCUUCUGCUCCGUACAUAAUAAGGCGCAGAAAGUCCGAAAUGCACUGCAGUGCGUGGCAUUAACCAGCACCGAUGACAGUGUAUCCACAGAAUGCCAGAAAAUAUCUGCAUAUCUGAAGGUCAGCGAUGGAGCUUUCUCGGUGUGCGGAUUGUUCGUUCUUACCAAAGAUUACGUGGUGGCGUUUGGUGGUCUGGCCAUCACCUAUUUUGUCUUCAUCUAUCAGACGCGCGACUCACGAAAGGAUAUGGAAGAAGUUAAAGAAAUCCUGCACACUCACGGCAAUCUGAUCAGGAGACUAACAAACGGUGACGUUGUCGAUCAACACCGCGCUUUAUAGUAUUUUUACAACUUUGUAGCAUCUUCGACACUUUCAAAAUGCGAGCAGCAAU